Messenger RNA from Caenorhabditis briggsae, 1545 nucleotides. The coding region runs from base 1 to 1545 and encodes 514 amino acids. The transcript has 5 exons. Lineage: Eukaryota; Metazoa; Nematoda; Chromadorea; Rhabditida; Rhabditidae. The record is from RefSeq and is a predicted model, not a curated record.
AUGUCUGAAGACCCUUCAUCAGCUAAAAGAAGAAAAAUCGACGAUAUCGAAGAAGAAGAAGAAGACGUCAUCGUCCAGGACGACGCGAUAGUCGAGUUUCCAGAGGAGCCAGAAGACGAAUCGUCACCAAUCGUAGCAGAAGAGUCCGGACCACUGGAAAUGCCAAAGAGGCAUGAGGAGCCAGCCGAACCGGAUGUUGAUAUCGUUGGAGACGUGGAUGAGGAGGAGCCAGAGCAUCUGCUACACCCAGAAGACGAUGAGCUCAUCCCAGACGAGAGUUCAUCCGACGAAUUGAUGCGUACACCGACGAAGAAGCGUUUCUCAUCACGCGUUCCCGAGCAGGAUCAUGCGAAUUCCGAUGGCGAACGCGUCUUCUCGAAUUUUCCGUGUCAAGUGAUUCCAGAAACUCUGGGCAGAAUGACCCGGACGCCUCCAGAAGGCGAGAAUCUGAUUGUCUACAAAAAUGCGAACGGACGUCUUCGAAUCUUCGUCGAGGGUAACGGAAAAUCGUAUUCCGUCUACAGUAACCUGACCCAUAAACCGUGUACGGUGUGCAAUCGAAUCAUGAAAAUCGGCGAGAUGCAUUUGAAUUUCCCGGCUGAUUUAGAUCGCCGGAGAAUUUGGGCGAAUUUGUUGGGAUUCAAGUAUAAGGACAUUCUGCGCAGUAAGAUGGGGCCUGUAUCGUUCUCCAUUGCGGCUGGGCCAAUUUGUACGGAACACUUUGCAGAGGAGUGCUUUCGAAAUCAUAAUUUCAAUAAAUCUGCGAUUGAGGCGUUCGGCGUGCCGGUGGCGAUAUCACCAGAUGUUAAGACGACUCCCAGCAAGAAGAGAGUUCCAUGGGUGUGUACGAUUUGUGAUUUCCACUCGUGCAGUGUCGUCGAACUACAAACCCAUUUGUUGGACCACACCGAGGAGAUGUUGAAGAAAAAGGACAGUUUGGUUGAUGUACCCGAAGCCGGUUUCAUGUGUCCAUUCUGUCGAAAAUGUACGUAUGGGUACAAGACGAUUUCCGGAUACCGACGUCAUCUGAACGCCGGACCCAUACACCACUGCCACUUGCGUAGGAUCUACGAAUUCGCGAAAAUGAACUGCCGAGCUACAGAACUGGAUCCAGUGGAUUCCUGGGACAACUGGACGAGAAGGAAUGUCUACGUGGCUUACCAUGGAUGUGAACCUCCAGCCAAUGAGAUCGUACUAACACCAUCGCCAACGAAGAAGGCGUACACUCAGAAUCCGGAAGAGAGGACGAGAAUGGUUCAUGACGCGGAGAGACGGAAGAAGGCGGUGCGGAGUUUGUCGUUUGUAGGGAAGGAAGGGGGAACGAGUGUAAACGAUCAUAACGUGAUGCAACGGCAAGUCUAUCUCCAAAUUCGACGAGAGUUGGAGCAUGCGAAGAAGACGGAGGCGUUGUCGGAGGCAGGGCUGGCUAGUGGAGAUUUGAGAAGACGUGUUAUUGGAGGAAUGGGAAGAGCAGAAGGAGGAGGUGGAGAGGAUAAUUGGCUUGAGUCGAUGGGAAUGGAAGAGGAGCAAAUCGAGGAAGAGUGA